Messenger RNA from Monascus purpureus, 2750 nucleotides. The record is from the annotation of a GenBank genome assembly. Lineage: Eukaryota; Fungi; Ascomycota; Eurotiomycetes; Eurotiales; Aspergillaceae.
GACUGACUCAUUUUCCGAGGGGCAUAACGUUUGAUUGUUAUCAGCCACGGAUGCAAUUCAGCUGCAACCUUGCUACGUCCCGCAAGAAAGGAAGAGAGUCAGGUAUUGAAUUGUCUCUGAGAAGUUUCCGAAGAAUUUUUGCUGCCGUCGUCAAAUUACCUUCGCCUUUCUCUAACGCAUCGCAUCAUGACCGACGAACCUGGGCAACCGCCCGCGCUCACAACCCUGAGCCUGGCAGAAAAGGCUCAUGUGUCCAAGGCUGUCGAGCAAAAAGUCACUCCCUUCGAUGUCUCUGGUGGUGUUGAUGAGUCGGGAAAACUGCUACCGGUCGACUAUGACAAGCUGGUCCGAGAAUUCGGCGCGAAUCUUAUCAGCAAACAACUGCUAGAACGAUUUGAGAAAGUUACGGGGCAUCGUCCUCAUAGGUUCAUGCGCAGAGGGAUUGUCUUUAGCCACCGCGAACUGAAUGUCAUUCUCGAUCGGUAUGAGAAGGGGCAGCCGUUCUUUCUGUACACCGGACGAGGACCGAGCAGUGAUAGCGUGCAUGUCGGACAUACCAUUCCUUUUGAAUUUACCAAGUGGCUACAAGACGUCUUCGAUGUACCUCUCGUCAUAAUGUUGAGCGAUGACGAAAAAUUCAUGCAUUCUCAGAAGAUCGAAAUUGACGAUGCCAGAAAGUACACUAAGGCUAACGUGAUGGAUAUCAUCGCCGUUGGAUUCGACCCAAAGAAAACAUUCAUCUUCAGUAACCUUGAUUUCGUUGGUGCUGCCUUUUACGAGAACAUAUGCCGACUGGCAAAGAGGAUUACAAUCAACUCGGUCAGAGGAACGUUUGGAUUUACAGAUAGCAACAACGUUGGUGAAUUCCAUUUCUGCGCAACGCAGUCCGCAUCCGCAUUUGCUACCAGCUUUCCUCAUAUUUUCGGCACGGACAGGAAGAAGGUUGCCUCAAUCCCGGCGUUGAUUCCUUGCGCCAUCGACCAAGACCCGUACUUCCGUCAAUGCCGUGAACAUGCGGAGAAAAUGAAAUACAAGAAACCUGCGCUGAUCCACUCCAUAUUCCUGCCGGCGCUUCAAGGGCCAGGGUCCAAGAUGUCUGCUAGUGUUGACAGUUCAGCUAUCUUCAUGAACGACACACCCAACCGCAUAAAGAACAAGAUCAACAAAUACGCAUUUUCUGGCGGCCAGGACACCGCUGAGCUGCAGCGCAAGCUUGGUGGUAACACGAAGGUGGAUGUCCCUUUUCAGUACCUCACCUUCUUCUUGGAGGAUGAUGACGAACUUGAACGUAUCCGUGUCGCUUACGAGAAGGGAGAGAUGCUCACCGGUGAACUCAAACAGCGCUGCAUCGCUGAAGUGCAAGCUUAUGUCCAAGCGUUCCAGGAGCGCAGAGCUCAGGUCAAUGAGCAGACCGUUGCCGAGUAUAUGAGGCAGCGGCCACUAGAGUGGAAGGGAAAUCCGAAUCCGAUUGUUGUUGAGAAGCCAAAAAAAUAAGCGCAACUUCUUUUCAUUAUAAUAGAUACCAUAUCUUUUGACAGUUGGAGCAGUUUUACAUCAUGGUAUGGUCGUUUUCAAGCGGAUUCGCCCAGCGCUGUCCCUUAUAGGGACUUGUAUUUAGAAUUCAGCUACUGGAUUAAUUCCAUUGACGUUUACGAGUGACCAUCUCCCCGCCAGUUCCCGGCCCUCUUCAGUAUAAUGUCCUUGAUCUUUGUGUGUACGCCUAUUACGAAAGAGUCAAUGCUUCAGCACGACUACGCCCCGCAUAAACCCUCUCACACCGUUACUUAACCAGCACUCAUCCCCAUCCACCAACUCCGCGGUCUUUAUUACCCCUUCGAUGCAGAACCCUUGCGCAAGGGCAUACCGCCUCGUCGUCCCCGCAUUUCCGCCGCUCGACAAUGGCGGUGUUAUCCAAUGGGGCUCACUCGGAGCUCCGGCCCCGCUAGUCCCCAGCUGAUGCCGUCGCCGAAAAUACGGCGUAGUGAUGCUUCCUUCCAUAACCUCGCCUUGAGGAUUCACGACUAGCACUUCUGCGUUUUCGGCAGGUGAUUGUAUUCCUGCCCUUAGCCGCGCGGCGUUGUAGUCAUCCCGGGCCGUAGUCUUGUGAGUUGUAUAUACCGAGGGAACUAUCGGUUGUGAAUCAAUGUAGACGCGCCAGAGACCCGAUUGUGAUUCUGCUGGCUGGUCCAGGAUACCUGGUGACGGAACCAGAAGCCGUAAAGGUGGAAUCGGCGCCGUUGGAUAUGCCUCAACCUUGCACUCGCCGCUGCAGUGCAGCAAGAUCCGGAGACGCCAUUGCGUUGUCUUAUCCGGGAUGAAAGGAUCUAGAAAGCGGAUGAAAGCUGCCAGAUCAUGCUUUUCUAGAAAAUCCAACGCGGAGGACCAUUGGAAGCAUUGUGCGGCAUUGAUUAGUCGGUCGCGAUGGUAGGCGAGGAGAUAGUAGGGCGUGUCCUGAGGAUUUGGGUAGGCGGAUUCCUGGCCGCAGUGGGAUAGGAAUUGCGGGAGCCAGGGAUCGUAACGGAGGGAGGAGAAGAUGUGGAAUGAAGGCGCCGACGAGGACAUUGUUUGUUCUACCGGGACUUGUUUUUCAUAAAGGAGUACUGACGUACGGACGGAGUGCCGUGCACACGCGUAGCUCCGCACGGGCAAUGCCGGUACGGUGUUGCCAUGUCAAAUGAGACGACAGAAUAGAAGAAUAUGUACAAGGAAGAAGAAUAAAACGAAGUAAUAUCAAAAUAACAGUCCUCCGG